This is a messenger RNA of Hirsutella rhossiliensis, 435 nucleotides long. RefSeq lists its product as uncharacterized. NCBI's taxonomy places the organism in Eukaryota, Fungi, Ascomycota, Sordariomycetes, Hypocreales, Ophiocordycipitaceae. Bases 1 to 435 code for a protein of 144 amino acids. The record is from RefSeq and is a predicted model, not a curated record. The transcript has 3 exons.
AUGACAGCAUACGUGGCCAUGUUGUGCGAAUUUGAAAAUACGCCCCUCAAAUACAACAUCGCUGCGAGCGCGCUCUCGUGGCUGCUCCUUGCCGGCUACCUUGUCUUCCCGUCCACAUUCGCCUCGCUCCGUAAGUCUUCAGUACUUGAAAAGGCGGGCGCCAUCGGUCAUUCGGUGGACAGUCUGGCGCGCGAUGUGCCACUCACCGUCUUUGCUUCGCUCUUUUGCCUGUCCUCAACGAUUGGGCUGCUAUGGCUCUGGUGGAAGCUUCAGACAAAUUACAUUUGGGUCCAGCGACGCAUCCUUCUACCCAUCCUGAUGAACUCAGCUAUGGGCCUUUUGUCGACUCUGUUGAACGUCUACACGACGCACGGCGGACACUGUACCGUCUCAUUGCAGCAGCUGCCGCAGGUGCCUACCCACACUGAUCAGUGA